AUGUGUGCCCAGCCUCACUCUGAAGUAGUAGAAACCUACGAGGAUGCAAAGAGUAACGUCCUUAUUGCAGAUUUAGAUACAGCAAAGCUCAAAUUUAUCGAUGGAACGUACAAAGGAGAAAGAUCAAAAUCAUUGAAAAUGGGUCACGAUUUCUACGAGCAGAUCAUGACGGUAAUCAAGAAUGCCAAGCCAACAUGUGGCAAGCUUGACAACUAUCCAAAUGGCCCCGCCAAGGCUGAACUUGUUGAGAUUGCUACUGGCUCCAACGGUCGAGUGUUCUCGGAGAAGUAUCUUUCCGAUGCUUUGAAGUUGGACGAAACUCAGAAGGAGCUGAUGGCAGCUUCUCACAAGUAUGCCCUUGAAAAUCUUCCGGAAAAUGCUCCGAAGGGGUUGUAUCUGGGAACCGGAAUUGCUUACGUAGGAGGAGGAAAAUUUAACUGGAUGGUCCUUCUCUCACUCAGACAAUUGAGAGCUCGCGGAUGUGAACUCCCAGUGGAGAUCUUUAUUCCAUCCUUGGAAGAGUUCGAACUUGAGCUUUGUUCCGCGAUUUUCCCUCUCUUGAAUGCUCGCUGUGUCCAUAUCCCUACUGCUCUUUACAAAGAGAACGAGAGUCCCGAUUCACUCAAGUUUGGAGGUUACCAGUUCAAAUGUUUAGCUAUUAUGCUUUCAAGUUUCGAGAAUGUUCUUUUAUUGGACAGUGACAACAUCCCUGCGCACUCCCCUGAAGCUAUUUUUACCAAUGAACCAUAUCUUAGUAAAGGGUUGAUUGUAUGGCCAGAUUAUUGGCACCGUACGACGUCUCCUGACUACUACUCUAUUGCGGGCAUUGAAAUCAGUAGGACGAAGGUGCUUCCAAAGUUUCACGAGAAGCCCGGUGAACGGAUUGAUCAGGAUCAGCCUGGAGAAAACUUUGACUGGGAGAACUAUCCAUACCAUGAGCGUGAAGGAGCAAUUCCUGACCCGUCUACGGAGUCGGGCCAGUUGGUUUUAAACAAGAAAACUCACAUGAAAUCUCUUCUUCUUGCCUUGUACUACAACCUGUAUGGUCCCGAUUACUAUUACCCAUUGUUGUCUCAGGGUGGAUCGGGUGAAGGAGAUAAGGAGACAUUUUUAGCAGCCGCUGUGGUAACACAUAAACCGUUCUACCAGAUAAUGAAAUUCUUGGGUGCAUUGGGAAAUAUUCGUGAUGGUAAUUUCAACGGAAAUGGAAUGGGCCAACAUGACCCAGUUCAAGACUACAAAUGGUCUGUGGAGAGACAUAAACUACGGAAGUCGUUGAAGGGUGCAGAUUUUGAAGCUGCGGUGAGCCAACUUAAGGAGCCAGGAUUACUUUUUAUUCAUGCGAACCAUCCCAAACUUGAUCCUUGGGAUUUGGUCAAAGAACAUCAGAUCAUCCAAGAUAAUGGAGAGAGAUUAAGGCUCUAUGGUUGGGAUUUGAAGGAUAGAGUCGGAAGUGACAUCGAGCUCGACCUCUGGAACUACAUGGACCAGCUUUUGUGUGACUGGAAGAUUAAAAUUGAUCACUACAGUGAAGUUGACCGGUCGGAGCUUUGUAAUGAAGUCAGGGCCCACCGAGAUUGGUUACUUUCAACAGCAAAGAAAGACUGA
Sungouiella intermedia is the source of this 1608-nucleotide messenger RNA. The record is from the annotation of a GenBank genome assembly. Lineage: Eukaryota; Fungi; Ascomycota; Pichiomycetes; Serinales; Metschnikowiaceae.